Messenger RNA from Necator americanus (New World hookworm), 255 nucleotides. RefSeq lists its product as uncharacterized. The record is from RefSeq and is a predicted model, not a curated record. NCBI's taxonomy places the organism in Eukaryota, Metazoa, Nematoda, Chromadorea, Rhabditida, Ancylostomatidae. Bases 1 to 255 code for a protein of 84 amino acids. The transcript has 2 exons.
AUGCCCACCUCAAAUACGUCAAAUACGUUGAAAGAGCAUGGAAACUACGGCAACAAUCUUUCGUCUCGUUAUGCUGAAGUGCCGAACAUUGUCGACUUGAAGGGUAUGAAAAAUGACGGACGGAGCCGAACUGUGUUCAAGGACAACGACGCCUCGGCGAAGAUGCAGCUAACCAAGUCAGGCGAUAAAACCAGUCCGCCACUUCACUUUAGUAAGGAAUUGUGGUUGGAUGAAGGCGAAUUGUGGAAUUUAUAG